Messenger RNA from Oncorhynchus masou masou (cherry salmon), 2540 nucleotides. RefSeq lists its product as uncharacterized. Gene Ontology annotation, cellular component: nucleoplasm. Gene Ontology annotation, biological process: Notch signaling pathway; protein ubiquitination. Bases 247 to 1539 code for a protein of 430 amino acids. The record is from RefSeq and is a predicted model, not a curated record. Lineage: Eukaryota; Metazoa; Chordata; Actinopteri; Salmoniformes; Salmonidae. The transcript is spliced from 4 exons. Gene Ontology annotation, molecular function: ubiquitin protein ligase activity.
CCCCUUUAUCAAAACGAAACUAAAUGGUUGAACAGUUUAGGAUCGGUUUCAAAUUUGAAAAAUGCUGAAUGCGACUCAAGAAUAAACGACGGACAUCGAUCAAAUAGAUUGCUACGGUAAAGACAAUAUAGCCUUGAUAAUUUGUUCCUAUAUACUGCAGAAGUAGAUUUAGCGACCCCCGGGAACAGGAAAGUUAGUUGGCUCUACCUCAUAGAAACGAAGGACGCACAACAACAUACUUGACCCAUGGCAAAUGCGUCAUUGAAAGAGGUCUUUUCAGAUGUCACUCUCACUGUAGAUCCGAACACUUUCAAAGAGCCCAACCAGGUGAAGUACAUUCUCACUGGAUGUGGUAAACACAUUACAGGAACCUUGCAUUACGAAGUGCGUGGAUCAUUUGAUGAAAUAGAGGACCUGUUUGUGAAGAUGUCAAGUCUAGACAGAUAUGCCGCCCCCAAUCUCAGAGACAGUCCUCUUCGUCACCAACAGCGUCCUCGGUCACCUAGUCCAGUGAAACCAGUGGCCAUAGUUGGAGCCGUUUGGGAUUUCAUCCAACAGAGAUGCUCAAAGGAGUUGAAGAGAAUCCAAGGGGAAGACGUCUUAAUUAAUAAACCUCGUGACAAAAUGGUGGUGACCUUUCAAAGCCACACAAAAGACCCGGUUCGGGUUCAUUUCGCCAGAGAGCGCUUUGUCACGUUCUAUCAGAGACUCGCCACAGAUCUGAAAGUGAAGACUUACAGCUUGGAUCCACAUUACUACAAAAGCUUGCAGGGACAGUUUCCAGAACUUUUGAUUGAAGGAGGCCCCAGUAAAGACAAUACUACAGUGACAGGGCGCUACAUGCAUAUUGUGAUGUUGGAGGAUUUUCUACGGCAUGGCUCCAGUUCCCCUGUGACAUCACAACGAACCCUGACACCCCAGAGAGUUAGCCCCCGAGCCUCUGGUACUACACGCAACAAGCAAUCAGACGACAAAGAAGAAGAAGAGUCAUGUCCGAUUUGUCUGGAGACCAUUAAAGAGGACAGAAAGAAGACGUUGGCAUGUAAACACUCGUUCUGUAGAGGUUGUCUGGAGAAGGCGUUCGAGACCAAACCUGUCUGUCCAACCUGUGGGGCAGUCUAUGGGGAACUGAAGGGGACGCAGCCAAAGGGCGGGACUAUGGCUGUUACUAAGGAAAGAUCUUCUUUGUCUGGAUAUGACAAGUAUGGAACAAUCGUGAUUCAGUACCACAUUCCAAGUGGAAUACAGAAGGAGGAGCAUCCCAACCCAGGUCAGACUUACCAGGGUGCAUCACGUACAGCGUAUCUCCCAGAUUCCUCAGAGGGCAGGAAUGUUCUGGCUCUCCUGAAGAGGGCCUUCGACCAGCGACUCACGUUCACUAUUGGCCGAUCUUCCACCACAGGCAUGGAAAACAUGGUCACGUGGAACGACAUUCACCAUAAAACCUCCAGGAGUGGAGGCACCAGUUGCUAUGGAUACCCUGACCCCGACUACCUGAGACGUCUACAGGAUGAACUGAAGGUCAAAGGGAUCUAUUGACAUGUCAUCUGCAUGUCUCGCAACUACCCAUAUGCAAGAAUGAAGAAAGAGAGGUCACAAAUACAUCUGGUACACACAGCUGCUUCAGGUUGUGAAAUGAGGAUUGUUACAUUUCCCCAACAAGAAAACCAAAUAAUGUCACUAAAACAGAAGGGGUACUUAACAGUCACUGAUAAUCAGAACAAAACAGGUUUUAGGAGGGGUUCUGAAAGACAGUCAUGGGCGUGUCUCACCGUGGUAACGACACCCACCGUGCUAACGACACCCACCGUGGUAACGACACCCACCGUGCUAACGACACCCACCGUGCUAACGACACCCACCGUGCUAACGACACCCACCGUGCUAACGACACCCACCGUGGUAACGACACCCACCGUGGUAACGACACUCACCGGGGUAACGACACCCACCGGGGUAACGACACCCACCGGGGUAACGACACCCACCGGGGUAACGACACCCACCGGGGUAACGACACCCACCGGGGUAACGACACCCACCGUGGUAACGACACCCACCGUGAGCGCCCACUAGAUCUGCCCAAGAAGAGGCAAACAAAAGGCCACACACCAAACUUAAAAGGAAUCAGGAAACAAACAAAAACGGUGAGCAAAACAACAACAAAAAACAAGAUCAGACAAAGGAAUGUUAGACUAGAAAUCGCACAGGGAUCGCCCACUAAAAACAGAAAAAGACCCCCCCCCCAUCUCCCACUCACAGAAACCAUUCAGAGUAAAGAACCCCCCCCCCCCCCAUCUCCCACUCACAGAAACCAUUCAGAGUAAAGAACCCCCCCCCCCCAUCUCCCACUCACAGAAACCAUUCAGAGUAAAGAACCCCCCCCCAUCUCCCACUCACAGAAACCAUUCAGAGUAAAGAACCCCCCCCAUCUCCCACUCACAGAAACCAUUCAGAGUAAAGAACCCCCCAUCUCACACUCACAGAAACCAUUCAGAGUAAAGAACCCCACCCCCAUCUCCCACUCACAGAAACCAUUC